AAGCCACGCCCAAACCAACGCAGCUCCGCUCUUCAACGCUUCGCGCCGCGCUCGGCAAUUUCCGGCCCCGCGCGCGCCGCUCCUAACGUCACCGCUCCGCUCGUCGCUUAAGCGGUCGCUCCUUCGUGAAAACUCGCCGCAGCUUCUUCGGCUAUUUCCGGAGAGAACUGCGGCGCUUUCUCUAUCUCCCACCCUCCGCUUUCCCUCUCCAAGGCGCGACGCCGCGGUGCAUUGUGGGGGCGCGCGCGGCGCAUUGUGGGCCGGGAGGAAGGAGGAGAAUUCCUCUUCCCUCCCUCCCCCCUCCGUGUGACUCGGAGCUGAGGUGGCCGCCAUCUUGUCCACCAGCCAAACCAUCCGCCGCCGCUGCUGCCGGGCUUUUGAGGCCUUGCGGGGAGAAAGCUCCGAAGCGGCCUCCUCCUCCCGCCUCCCCGCGUAGGGGCAGAGUGGAUGCCGGGUCCUUCCCCGGGUCCGUGCUGCUGAAGACCUCGGAGCCGGGCUCCUCGGGGAUGGGCCGCUCCCGCUCGCGGAGCUCGUCGCACUCGAAGCGCGUCAAGAGCUCCAAGCACAACAAGAAGAACCGGAGCCGCUCCCGGUCCCGCUCGCGGGAGAAAGAGAGGGCGAGGAAGCGCUCCAAGUCCCGGGAGAGCAAGCGGAGCCGGCGGAGGGAGUCCCGCUCCAGGUCCCGCUCCAACACCGCGCCGUCCAGGAGGGACCGCGAGAGGGAGAGGGAGCGGGAGAGGGCCUCCUCCCCGCCCGACCGCAUCGACAUCUUCGGCCGGACCGUCAGCAAGCGCAGCAGCCUGGACGAGAAGCAGAAGCGCGAGGAGGAGGAGAAGAAGGCCGAGUUCGAGAGGCAGAGGAAAAUGUGAGCCUUUGGGGUAUAGGGGGAGAUGGGGGGGGAAGCGACGCCAAUAAAGCCGCCGCCCCCCAUGGUCUCCGGCUAGUGAGGUGGUUUUUCCUGGAAGGAGGAGCUGCUGGUGGGCCGGCGGCGAAGGGGCGGACUUCGCAGCAGACGCUGCUCUUGGCAUAAGCGCGUGGGGGCGUUUCUGAUUUGAAAAGAGACAGCGGGUGGGCGGGUUUGGGCACGGAGGGGGAGGGAGCAGGAUGCAACUGUCAUGGAUGCUGGGGACAGGUCCUGUGUAGCACGUGUGUUGAAGAUCCUGCUGCUGACAGGUCACCUGGCUGCACGCCCACGUGCCAUCUGAAGGAGAAGGACAGCCCCCUUUUGUGUUUUUUGUGUUUUCCGCCCCUGUUUCUCUGUUGCAAGGAAGGCCUUUCUUCCUCCUCUGGCUUCUUUGGACUUGGCCUGCCUGCUGCUUGUCAAGAAGGUUCCGGCCUCUCUUCUUCCCUGUCACCUUUUCAAGGCUCCAAGCAUGCAGUUGCAUUUUCAUUUAUUGCAUUUAUUCCAGUAUGUAGAACCAUGGAAAAUUGUAGAGUUGGAAAGGGUCAUCUAGUCCAACUCCCUGCAACGCAGGAAUCCGUAGGCAGCUUUAUUCGCUGAAUUUACUUGACGGCUAUCGGGGUGGGGAGGAAAACCCGGGAAGGUUUGCUUGAUGGAAAGUUAUACCAAAGGGGCACUUUUCUGGGGUGAUUUCUUUACCUUGCUCAUGUCGUUGUAAUAUACUCUGCAGAUGCAGUCGACUUACACAGCUUUAUACAAAGUUGGACCAUGGGUCCGUCUAACAGGAUAACAACUGUGAGCUGCUCUCUGGGGUUUCCGACUGGAAGUCUUUCCCAGCCAUUUGUGCAGAUACCAAUGAUUAAAUAUGGUGUCUUCUGCAUGCGAGGCAGGUGCUCUUCCAUUAAGCUGCAAUCCUUUCCUUUAGAGGGAAGGUUUAUACAUUUUGAACCAAGUCCUUUUCCUAGACUGUACUGUCCGUAGCGGUGUAGCAAUACUUAGGAUGUGCACGUAGACAUAGAACAGUUCUCACUGCAGCUCUUUGGUGUUACUACAUUGCAGCCCAAGCUCUCACUGCAAGGGAGGUUUCCUGUACAUCAUGUUGAAGCACUCCCUCCCCCUCUCAUUCCUCCCUUAACGUGCAGGCUGAACUAAGCUGAAGGAAGAAUAGUGCUGCAUAUAGAGACUUGGUGAAGUGUGUGGGUUGCUAAAAGCUUCAGAAUGAGGCACAUUGAAGUGUUCUGGCUGCAGUGUUGCACACAGAACAGUUGCAGUCUUAUAGGAGAGAGCUAUCUAGAUCUGUAAUACAUCUCUGAUAAUUAUUCUUGAAUUUCACACACACACAGCCCUGGUUGAUGCCACAUGUAUCUUGGUAAGUGGGAAAAACAAUUCAAUAGAUUUAGUUAGAAAUGCUAGUGGAGUACUACUGGAGGAUUGGAGCCUUCAAAAACUGUUCUUCGUUCACUUGAUGAACAAACUGAUUUAUUCUAAUGCUAUCAGAAUCCUUAUACCAGUAUAGCACAUACACAAAUAUUGUUCUUUUUAUAAGCAAUGUAAGCUUAUUAGCAUUUUAUCUGUGCUCCACAUUUUGAACAGUAACUGGGUUAUUAACAGUGUCCAGUGCCUUACUCAUGCAGAUCACCUUGUGUGCAAAUGUGACACUUGUGGGCAGUGUAACAUAGGAUAAGGCUGCUCAUCCCUGCUUGAAGUAGGGAUUUUGUUACGCCCAGUGCUCCCUGCUCAGGAAAGGUGCUGCUGCGUUCCAUGAAUACAUUACAUUGUUCAGAGAAGUUGGCCACUCUGUGGAGCAGCUAUUUGCAUGAAAAAGCCAACAGAUAUAGUGUCUGAACUGGCACUGAGCCACUGUAAUUAAAGAAACCUUUCUGAUCUUUUAUUCUGCUUAGAGAGGGAAUAGUCUACCCAGUGUAAAUUAGUUAUAGCGCAUUGUCUUCUGGGAUUUAAAAAAAAUACAUAUUUGUACAUUUGAAAAACUAGUUCUUCAGAUUAAUUUUAUUUAGUUGACAUUCUUUUUCAAUGGGUUCUGUAGACACAUGCUUCUGAGUGUUUGACAGAAGGCCCACUUCAGUCUUAUGACUUGUGAAUGGUAUUGCUACAUGAAAUGCAUUCUUGCACCGAAAGAUCAGCAGGGAUCAUGUCCUAAUGAGAAGUAAAGUUUGAUCCUUGACUCAAACUGAAAAGCAGAAUUGAAGAUGUUUGAAUUGGUCUGUUCCUGCUAAGUAAUUAAAAUCUUGACUUACAGAACUGUAGUUCUGAAACUGUAAGAAUCCAUAGAUUGUGGGAAAAGCUAAUUAUCAUUUUGUUAUUGUACAAAUCAGUAUAUUUUGAAAAUUGUAGAAUGCUUAGAUGCUUGAUGUAAAGAAGGUAGAAUUGUCAAAGUUCAUUGGUAGAACAUGGGCUUACCUUUCUGGAUAAAUAUAAAAUCACAUAUACUUUAUAAAAAUCAAUGAGGUCCCUGCUUAACCCUGACACAUCAUAAUUUAAAAGGUGAUUUGGUGGUAGGCUAAAGCCAUUAAAUACCUUGGAGAGCUACUGUAAGCCAGAGUUAAGUGAGCUGUUCCAAUGGUCUUUAAGCAUAAGGCCGUUCAUCCUAACAUGCAGAAGGAAGCAACAUAAUGCAUUAUUUUCUUAUUAAAAGUUUUUGUACAGUAUCCUGGAAAGAACUAUCUGUGGGGGGUUUUGGGGGGGCAACCCUACGUAUUGUGUACCCUCAUUAGCUUACAUGAUGUAUGCAGCAUAGCGCACAACAACUUUUUAAAAGUAUAAUUUCCAUAAUGUAUACAACACUUCAUGUAGUCUUGUUCUGUUUCCAGUCUACACAACAGAUUCUUACACAUGUGGGCUGUCACAAGUACUGCAGCACACAGAACCUCACUUUUUACCACAUACUGUUUUAAUUUUCAUAGUGUCAAAGGAUUCAGCUGGCAGCAUGAGGAGUCCUUGUGUGUUGUGCUCUCAGAAUCCUAACAGCUUAACUGAUACCAUUCAGCAAAAAAUAUAUACCAUUGCAUUUAAUGGGCAGGAGUUAAGUGUAUGCUUCUCUUACAGGAAAAGGAGUGGGAUUUAUAAGAAUGUCACUAUGGCCAGUGUUUCAGGGCCCCACAGUUGCAGGAAAAAGUUUGAAAUUGUGUUGAGACAAUUUUUUGCCCCAUGUUCCCCUAAACACCCCCCCCCCCCGAAAUACACUAAUAACCUAAAAAGUAAUAUUUGGCUGUCAUGAUUUUCAGCACUACAUUAAGAUUAAAUGCUGCCUUGUUUUCAUAUAGCUAAUAAUCAAGGAGAUGAUUAUGUGACACUGUUUAAAAAAGGCAGAUUUUGCCCCUCUGGCUUGUUCUUCAUGUUCACUGUAGCAUAAAGCUUUGACAUUUCUGACAUUAAAUUGUAUGGUUAUUUAAGGUGAUAUUUAAUUGGUCCUGCCCAUCAGCGGAACAGACUUCCAAAACAGGACUACUUCUCUUCCCUGCAGCAACCAUUCCCCUCAGGAGGGUUGUGGGAUUCUCCAGAGCAGAUUGGGUGGGCACAGAGGGAGGUGCUGCAGAGAAGAGCAAGGAGAAGCUUUUUUUAAGCCUAAGUCGGCUUGCGUAACAUUGUGGCUUUUUUCUUUAUUCUCCCAGUGGCAUACCUGAAAACUGUUAAAAUACAAAAUAAACACCUAAAAUACAAAACUUAAUCACAUUAAAGCAAAGAAAUGAAAUCAAGUGCAGAUGAGUCUUUAAACUUCCAUCAGAUCAGAGCUCCAGAAAAGGCAGGGAGAAUAAAAAUUCCUUUGCCUGACAGCAAAAAGUAUAUAGUAGGCACCAGGCAAGCCUGUUUAGGAAGGGCAAUUGCACUGCUGUGGUGCUCUCUCUGAAAGGGCCAGGCUGUCUCCAUUGUAGCAGCCUGCCAGAUCUUACUUGGCAGUGGUACUUGAAGAAAGGCCUCUGGUGAUGACCUUGUGGGUCAAAUACAUACGGUUCAAUUAUAUUUUACAUAGAAAUAGAUAGUUUUUUAAUUACAGCAUGCUUGGCAUUGCUGCACAGGUGCAUGUCCAAUUGACAUGCGGGUCCUUUUGGAUCUGGAAGGCAAGGGGGGGGGCUUAUAUGUGCUCUGCUGAUGCAUGCAGGGGCCAGGAAAGCACACACCCACACCCUGUGCAAAAUGAUCUAUGCCUGUAUUUAGGGACUUAUGAAACUGGGGGCGUGGCGGGUGGCAGAAAGCAAUACUUACUGUUGAAUCCUAUAGUUCCACUUGUGUACAUAUGCAGUGCCUGCUAUGCAGAUGCACACAUCUGUGCAAAACUUAAUACAUGAUGUAUCACAUUGGAGGUGACAAAAAAUCAUUGAUUUGGUAUUUCUGUCCUUGCAGCCGGCAGCAAGAAAUAGAAGAGAAGCUUAUUGAGGAAGAGACGGCUCGAAGAGUGGAGGAACUUGUAGCAAAGCGGGUAGAAGAAGAACUGGAGAAACGGAAAGAUGAGAUUGAGCGGGAAGUUCUGCGCAGGGUGGAGGAGGCUAAGCGCAUCAUGGAAAAACAGUUGCUCGAAGAACUCGAGCGACAGCGACAAGCUGAACUUGCAGCACAAAAGGCUAGAGAGGUAACGCUCGGUCGUUUGGAAAGUAGAGACAGUCCAUGGCAAAACUUUCAGUGUCGGGUUGUGCCUCCUGUUGCGUUCAGAAGGAGAUGGAAUACAGCAAAUCUAAUUCCCUUCUUGUGUAAACUUGCAUUGCUGCGAAAGUUAAUUUCUAACUUAUUCAGAGGAGCUCACUGAUACCUAAAACAGUUACUCUCCUAUAAAAACCUGUGCAAAGGAUACUUGAAUUUUAAUGGAACUGACCUACAUAUUUGAGAAUGGUUUGAAACUUUUGCCAUGGCUGCAGGAUAUAUCCACAGUCCUUUCUUAUGGGGGCAAUGGGUUAAACAAUCUGUGACUAUGUAUCCCUCGUUUGUUUUGUUUUACCUAGACUGUAAGAGGCUUUAUGCCUUCAGUCAGGGGGCGGGAAAUAAAAAGCAGGGUGCAAUGCUGAGCUGCACUACCUUUCUUUAAACAAAUAGAUUUUCUUAUUCUCCCUUUAAGGCAAUCACACAUUCUUCUUCAAAACACAGUGGAAUAAUUCCGGAACUCUGGUCCCAUUCACUUCCUUCACAAAAGGCUUACGCCAAACUCAUGAGAUCCAUUUUUUCAGUGACUACUAACAACUUCUUUUCCUCUAGACUAGAGAGUUGUAAAAGAGCAGGUUGUCCUUGUCUGAAGUUGAGCUAAACAUGUGACUUCUUCUGUCAGCAGCUGGAGCAGAAGCUGAAAAUGUCUUUCUGUGAGGCAGUCAGUAAUUUGCUACUGGAGGUUUUAAUGCUUGCCAGCACUAAUCACUCCAGGAUCCCAAAACUUCAAGUUAAACUCAUUUUCACUCUACAGAAAGCCGUGCUGAGUGUCAGACAACUCAUGCCAAUUCCCCCCCACCCUAAUUCGUGAUUUGACCAAGUUGAUUUAGUUCAUUAGUUGUCAGUAGGAGAGAAGCUUCAGUAAGAUGAUUUCCCCAUCCCCCCUCAUGAUUUUUUGUGAUGCAGGAUGUUUAAAAUACAGAAUAACUGCAUGUGCUAUAAAUUCAGUUUGAUUUUUACAAAUCUAAACUUUGGCUAUAAGUAACCGCUGAAUUGCUUUUAAGAUUUCAGUUUGAAAAACAAAACUUUGUAUGAUGGAUUUUGGCUGGAGUAAUGGUGCCUUCCCAAAGAGUAGAUAAUUGAACAGCAGGGAAUAAGCAUGAUAACGGCUGUUCCCAUCAGGACACUUUUAUCACACAUCAUAACCUUGAAUUCCUGGAGUGAAGGGUGCCAACCUGUAGCUGGUUACUAGACAUAGCAAGAAGUAUUUUCUUCACAUACUUGCUUUGUUUCCUAUUUACUAUAUUUUUGUGCAGACCUCAGGCUGAUUUAGCAAAACCUCCACAUAUUUAAAUAAUUUGAAUAUUUAUGAUGAUAACUGAAAUUAUUCUUGAACCUUCUUGCAAUAUUUUUGCUUAUGGUUUGCAUAACAAAGUUUCUUUAAAAUUUAUGAAGGGAACUCUAGUUUCAGAUGCGAUUUCACUCUCAUACUUUCCCUGGAUUCCCGGACUCCAGUUUAAAUUGCAGAAGGGACAGUUUGAUACUGUCUCUUAAGCUUGUCACACCCUAGGAUGUUCAGUCCAUUCACCCAUGAAGGAAGCCCAUAGUUCCUACGGAGUAUGGAUUGCCAUUUGUACUUUUCGCUAACAGUAAAUGUAUUUUUUUUCUUAUUAAUUGUUUGCCUUAGGAAUGUUUUACAUAUUUUUGUUCCUUCUUACCGUAAACAUCUGCAUUCCUCAGCUCAGCCUUCCUUGUAUGUUGUUUCUUUAUAAAUGGUUGAGCUGCUGAUGCAGGCAUUGCCAAGCUAACAGUACAAAUCAUUUUAAAGAGGAAGCUGGCGCGUAUGGCAGCCGAGGAGCACACUCUGCAGGACACUGGACAAGACAGUAAAUAUUCAACUUUUAAUGCUGAUUAAAGGAGUAUAGGUAAAGAAUACGUAGGUAUACAUGAUUGGUGAGACAAACUAUUCACUUUAUUUAUAUUUUAUAUAUUACUCUUUUAAUUUGGUAAAUACUAUCCAGUUUUUGUAGUUGUCCUUGUUGAUUUGUGUGAUAUUAAAAUACUAGUAAUAACUGGCUAGGGUUCUCUUGACUAGGGAGGGUUUAGUUGAUUGCUGUUUGGACUGGGAGGGAUGAUUUAAAUUUAGAGCUAGAGACCAAGUUUAGUGGCUGCACAGUUUGCUGUUUGAAAGACAAAAGACGGUGGCUAUAAAAGCUGCCCCUUUAAGACAGUUCACAGAAGAAAUUCCUAGGAAGACUAGUGCAGAUGGGUGAGUGAGUAUUUUACUUUUCUAACAUCUUAACCUGUCCUCCCCUUUAGGAGGAAGAGCGUGCAAAGCGUGAGGAGCUAGAACGAAUACUAGAAGAGAAUAAUCGAAAAAUUGCAGAAGCACAAGCUAAAUUGGUAAGUAGAAGUAAAGUUUUGAUGUGCAGCUAUAAUAGUGUACAACUUGGCAAUGUUGAGAACACUUCAGUCAAUUUAAAUAAUUGGAUCUGAGAACAUUUAACUCUGUGCUGAAUUGUAGCUAAAGGUCAAUGAUCUCUCCUUCCUAGUUCCCUGAAAAUUGAUUCCAAAAUGUUGGGGGACCUUCCUAAACAUCUUUGCAAAGGGUGAAAGAGAGACAUAGAGAUCAGCAUGACCCCAAUGAGAAUUAAAAUAUGCUCUGGUGCUGUUCUGCAAAUGCUUGCAUAAGUGCUAGUGGAUGAGUUUGCACAGGGUUAGAGUAGCUGUGUUCUGUAGCAGUUUUCAUGCCUGUGCAACAGUUUUUACAAACGGAAGAAAUAAUUCAGUUUCACUUGUUUUUGUAUAAUAAUCUCAUGAAACGAGUGGAACAGGUCUUUUCACAUGCAGCAACUGCAACUGCUGCAUCAAACCCAUAUUUCAGAUUUCUGAGAUCUUGCCUAUUCUUGUUGAAGCUAAUGGUAAAACCUUGGUCGCCAGCUAUAUGUAACCACGAGAGAAUUUAAAGGGGGGGACUUACUGAUUUUACUUUGCAGUGCCUUUAUUGCACUUUUGGAGCAUGCUGUCUUGUGAAAGUGUUUUCAACUUUUUUUAAAAAAAGAAAAUAGCUUGUGAUAGGUAAGGGUCAUGAAAAUGACUUGCUUUGUUUCCUUAGAAUAAUGAGAGUAUAGAGAGGUAUAUAAAGGUAGGCUCAAUAGCUGGAAGGCAAUGAAAUUGUAUGCUCAGCCAUUUUGUUUGUAUAACACUAAAUAAUGGUAUAGGAUUUGGGUGUUUUUGGCAAAUGUCUUCUGCAGUAUAGGAUUGGUCCAGUAUAGGAUUGUUGGAGCAGCAAAUAGCAUGUGAGGAUUGCACAAUAUCUAAAUUCUACUGUUUUCAUGUUAUAGGCUGAAGAACAAUUGAAAAUUGUUGAAGAACAAAGAAAAAUUCAUGAGGAGAGGAUGAAACUAGAACAAGAGAGGCAACGUCAGCAAAAGGAAGAGCAAAAAAUGAUCCUAGGCAAGGGAAAGUCUAGGCCGAAACUGUCAUUCUCACUAAAGAGUCAGGAUUAAAUUUCAGCUCUGAACUCUAAUGGAAAAUGAAACAAAACUUUGUAUAGUAGCUUCAUGUUGAAGUGUUUUUUUAUUUUAUUUUCUUUUGUGAUUUUUUCUUUUCUUUUUGGACAUCUGAAAAGUUAGCUUGUUCUAAUAGGGGCUGUGCUCUACAUCUCUCUUAUUUUAAUGUCUAUUGAGUUAAAUCCUUAUCAGAUCAUUGUCUUCUUAAAGAAUAAAUCUGUUUUGAUUCUAUGAUAAAAUGACUUGAUGCAGGUCAGGUCAUUUUAUGAAUUAUGGUAUGGUCUGAUAAGGUUUUUACUGACCCACUGAUCUCAGAGUUAUACUCUGAUGUUAAUUUUUAAUGCUGGUUUGCUGACUUCUUUAAAAAAAAGUUUGGCAAAAGUAUUGGUAAAUUCCCACAGUGUACUGGAUCCUCAGUGGUUUGUUAUAUCGGUGUCUUAUGAUACUAUCCCACUAUUGUGCUUGAUGUUCCUGAUACAGGUAAGGAAAAAGUUGGUCAGUGUUGGCUGGAGAUGUGUAAAGGGAGUUCAGUAUUGUCUCUGCUAGAAUUGUUUUUAUUCCAGUGGUAAAAUUCAACCAGCAUUCCCAAUUGUGUAAAUAAACCAAUUUGCCGAAUAAAGUGAAGUCUUAAAUUCAUACGUUUUAAGUAAAUUUUUUUAGUGCAUGUAUAUUUUAUGUUAACGAACAGAAACUUGUUUUCCCAUAACCAAAAGCACACUAGUAUUAAGGUCACUAAUAUUUUUCAUGCUCUCUAUGCCGAGCUUGCACAUACAAUUUGAAACUAUCACAGCUGUGCGGUUUAGUGGCUAUCGCUGGCUUAGAGGUAGUUUUUGUUUUGACGAGAUCCUCAUUUCAUCUGCUGUAUCUUUCUUUGUCCAGCUUUCAAAGAGUUAAUGAGGCUUCUGUGUGCCUAGUGGAAUUGUUUACUUUUGAAACUUCCCUCGUUUCAAAAGCAGUUUGCCAUCCAGCAUUACAGGGUUAUACUUGGGAACAAGUCAAAAUACCCUUGUGUUCAUGAAACUAAUUUUUCCUAACGUUUGCAUUCUUCCCCUUUAUCUUCAUCCCACCCCAGCAUAAUGGACAGAUAAAAAGUGCCACAUGCAUAUUUUUUAAAUAAUUCUUGUGGCUACUGAAAGUAUUUGCUGGCAUGUCCAACAGCCAUUAAUAGUUAUGGUUUGUGAUAUUAGACUGGUGUAACAGUCUAUGUAUGCCAUUUGAAGCACUUAUUUUUUUGGCAUAGGAAGUUUGCAAUUGGAUCACUAGAAUAAUUUUGUAAAGGCUUUUUGUGUUAUUGUAAUGGUAAACACGAAUGAAGGUUAACAUGCUAGUCCUUUUCUUCAGGCACGGAGCGUUUGGAUCCUGCACGUUUUUGUCAGUCCCAAAAUAUUUUUGGCACCAAGAUAGACAGAUCAGUUUUCAAACAUAACUGUUCUAGUGGAAUUUCCCCCACCCCGGUUGUCAUGUACAAUGUUUCUACUAAAACUGCAGUAUCCAUAGUUUGUUCAUAACGUUCUUACUUGAAUAGUUGAAUCAAAAAGGAACAAAAGAGUGAUGGUGCCUUUUUUAGUUUUGCAAGCAAUGUAACAUCUUUUGCGUCGGGUAUGUGACCCAGAUCUGGAAGAGUCUCAUGUUCUGUUUGCCCAGAUUACAGGAUGAAAAGAUGAUGAUGAAAUACACAACAGCUGAACAGUCAAUAUCUUUGAGAAUGUUUUUAAUAAAUUAAUACCGCUGUAAUCAUUGUGCUGUUCUUCCUUCUACCUGCGUUUAAGUCUCAAUAGUUUGCUUUAAACUGUAUGGUAACUAAACUGAUGCGAUAGCUAAAAGCAGAUGUAUUGGGAAGGGUAUUUUUAAAAACUCCAUGCUGUCCAAGUAUAGUUAUUUUUUUAUUUAAAAAAAUGCAUGGACUUAAAACCUCCCAAGUCCUCAAUACAUUUGAUAUAUUUUACUAGUAUUUGUUUUUUAUGUACAAGAUACCAAAAAGAAGGGGGAGAAACAACUAGUUUAAGCUGUGAAAUAGAAAGGAUAUCUGAAGGGUCCUGGCAUCACCUAAUAAUAGUGAAUGCAUAUAACCAGAAGACAUAUUUAUGUAAUAUGAACACCUAUGGUUGCAAGUGGUCUUUAUGUCUGGGCAAUUUUAAAGAUAUAGCUCUAAAUUUACUCUACAUUUUUAAUGAGACUUGUAUUUCAGUUGCCUAAUAAAACCAUGCUUUAUUUCC
Messenger RNA from Podarcis lilfordi (Lilford's wall lizard), 11219 nucleotides. The record is from the annotation of a GenBank genome assembly. NCBI's taxonomy places the organism in Eukaryota, Metazoa, Chordata, Lepidosauria, Squamata, Lacertidae.